AUGGCCAUCUGCCAGUUCUUCCUGCAGGGCCGCUGCCGCUUCGGGGAUAGGUGCUGGAAUGAGCAUCCUCGGGGUGGCGGCCGCGGCCGCUCCGGUUCCUCUGCCUCCCAGCACCAAGGAGGAGGAUGGGGUACCACUAAUCAGAGAUACACUAAUGUUAUCCAGCCAUCUACCUUUAAGUCUAAUUCAUGGGGUGGCAGCAGAGAUCAAGGAAGAGGAUUUUUUGGCUCUUCAGACUUUGGGUCGUCAGUUGACAGCAGCGGAAAUGCAGGCUUUUCACAGAACAGAUUCUCUGCAUUAGCAAACAGUCAAAAUACUGCUGAUGGCUAUAAAGAUGAAGAGGAGAAACUUCUGGAGUGUGUAGUGAAAGACAUGGAAAUUUGGGAAUCUUCAGGACAAUGGAUAUUUUCAUCUUAUUCACCAAUGAAAGGAAAACCAAAUAUCUCAGGCUUCCCAGAUUUCUCACCAGAAGAGUUGCAUCUGGAGUAUUACAUGUGCAGAGCAAAUAAUAACGUUCAGAACUAUAUAAAUUCUAUCCAGCAGUUAGCAACACAAUGGAAGACUCGUCUGUUGCAGUUAAAAGCUUUAGAUGCAUCAACAAGAGCAACUUUGCUCUCUGAAUUAAAGAACACUGUCACUCAGCCAGUGCCUACCUUUGGAUUUGGAGGGCAGAUAACAUCAACCUUUGGGUCAUCAAGCUUUCCUGUGAACAGCAGCAGUAACAGCGCAAGCACUUUCUCCUUUAAAACAAGCACCGGUCUCAGCAGUGGAUCAUCUGGGAACUCCUCUGCUUUUGGGAGCUCUUCCGCUGGCGUCACCUCAUCUCCAAGCAUAUCCCAUUCUGUUGGGUUUGGCAGUCCUACAGCUCCAUCUGCAGCCUCCUUCUCAUUUAAAACUUCAGAAACAAAUAGUGGAUUUGGAACUUCAGGGUUUUCAGGGUUUGGCAGUUCUUCUGCUGUGAACUCUUCAAGCACCACUCCAUUAACAGCCUUUGGAUCUUUUAAUGUGGCAGUAGCAGCUUCUCCCUCCCAUUCAAGCAGUACUUUAUUUGGGCAGACUGCCAGCACCUCUGGACAGAAUAUAACAUCAGUGUCUCUGGCAGUCACAAACAACGCUACAUCAGAGAAGUUAUUUACACCAAAGAGCGAAUUAUCAGCUGAAGAGCUGAAACAGUUUGAAGCAAAGAAGUUUACAUUAGGAAAGAUUCCUCUUAAACCACCACCAUUAGAAUUUUUAAAUAUUUAGGACUUUUAAGUUUAUUCUAAAAUGGUUUUGUAACAUCUCAAGAUAACUUAACCAUACGAUAUUGU
This is a messenger RNA of Indicator indicator, 1310 nucleotides long. RefSeq names its product nucleoporin 42 (gene NUP42). The transcript has 7 exons. Gene Ontology annotation, cellular component: nuclear envelope. Bases 1 to 1245 code for a protein of 414 amino acids. Gene Ontology annotation, molecular function: metal ion binding; nuclear export signal receptor activity. The record is from RefSeq and is a predicted model, not a curated record. NCBI's taxonomy places the organism in Eukaryota, Metazoa, Chordata, Aves, Piciformes, Indicatoridae.